Messenger RNA from Saimiri boliviensis boliviensis (Bolivian squirrel monkey), 4507 nucleotides. It is a transcript of the gene CGNL1, whose product is annotated as cingulin like 1. NCBI's taxonomy places the organism in Eukaryota, Metazoa, Chordata, Mammalia, Primates, Cebidae. Gene Ontology annotation, biological process: protein localization to cell-cell junction. Gene Ontology annotation, cellular component: bicellular tight junction; myosin complex. The record is from RefSeq and is a predicted model, not a curated record.
GGCGCCGCGGCCCCUGCACUCCAGCCGGGCUCUGCUGGCUGCGGCGCGAGCUGUUCGCGGGAGGCAGCGGUGGCGCUGGAACAGUGAACCAUGGAGCUGUAUUUCGGUGAAUAUCAACAUGUACAGCAGGAAUAUGGGGUCCAUCUGAGACUUGCAAGUGAUGAUACCAAAAAAUCAAGGGGUUCCCAGAACUCCAAGCCAGGCUCCUACGGUGUCAGUAUUAGGGUCCAGGGAAUUGAUGGGCACCCCUACAUAGUCCUGAAUAACGCGGAACGGUGCCUAGCAGGCACAUCAUUUCCACCUCCAGUGAUAAACAACCUGCCUCUACAUUCCAGCAAUGGUUCUGUGCUAAAGGAGAACAGUGAAGAAGAACCGCAGCUUCCAGAAAAUCCAUAUGCCCCAUCUAGCCCACUAAGAAACCUGAAACAGCCCCCUCUCCACGAGGGCAAGAAUGGAGUGCUAGAUCGCAAAGAUGAGUCCGUGAAGCCAUCUCCCAUCCUCAACUUUCGGAGGCAUCCAGAGCUUUUGCAGCCCUAUGACCCUGAAAAGAAUGAGUUAAACUUACAAAAUCACCAGCCUCCUGAGAGUAAUUGGCUAAAAACGUUGACGGAAGAAGGCAUCAACAAUAAGAAACCUUGGACUUGCUUUCCUAAACCUAGCAAUUCCCAGCCUACCAGUCCCUCCUUGGAAGACCUGGCCAAAUCUGGUGUGGCAGCUAUUCGUUUAUGCAGCUCUGUGGUCAUAGAGGACCCCAAAAAGCAGACCUCAGUGUGUGUAAAUGUGCAGAGCUGCACCAAAGAGAAGGUGGGAGAGGAUGCCCUUUCCACUAGCGGGAGGCCCCUCACUGCCCACAGCCCACAGGCCCACCCAGAAACCAAGAAAACCAGGCCAGAUGUGCUUCCCUUCCGGCGACAGGAUUCAGCGGGACCCGUCCUGGACGGAGCUCGGUCCCGGAGGUCCUCCUCGUCAUCGACAACUCCCACUUCAGCCACCUCUUUGUACAGGUUUUUACUGGAUGAUCAGGAAUGUGCCAUCCAUGCCGACAACGUCAAUCGUCAUGAAAACAGAAGGUAUAUUCCCUUCCUGCCAGGAACUGGACGGGAUAUUGAUACAGGAUCAAUUCCUGGUGUGGAUCAGUUAAUUGAGAAAUUUGAUCAAAAACCUGGGCUUCAAAGAAGAGGCAGGUCUGGGAAGCGAAACAGAAUCAAUCCAGAUGACAGGAAAAGGUCCAGAAGCGUGGACAGCGCCUUUCCUUUUGGCCUUCAAGGGAACUCGGAGUACUUGACUGAAUUUAGUAGGAACUUGGGCAAGUCGAGCGAACACCUCCUCCGGCCUUCCCAGGUGUGUCCUCAGCGGCCGCCGGCUCCGGAGCGCCGUGGGAAACAGAGCGUGGGACGAACCUUUGCAAAGCUGCAGGGAGCAGUGCACAGGGCUCCCCAGCAGAACACAGACGGGAAAGUUCUGGAAACCAAAGGUAGUCAGGAAAGUACAGUGAUCCGUGCUCCCUCCCUUCUUGCACAGAGUAAAAAGGAGGAGGAGGUGAAAACAGCCACAGCUACACUGAUGUUACAGAACCGGACGGCAGCAACUUUGCCUGAUUCUGGUGCCAAGAAAAUUUCUGUGAAGACUUUUCCUUCGGCCUCCAAUACUCAGGCCACACCGGAUCUCUUAAAGGGCCAGCAAGAGCUCACUCAGCAAACCAAUGAGGAGACAGCCAAGCAGAUUCUCUACAAUUAUCUCAAAGAAGGAAGCACCGAUAAUGACGAUGCUACUAAAAGGAAAGUCAACUUGGUCUUUGAGAAAAUCCAGACCUUAAAGUCUCGAGCAGCUGGGAGUGCCCAAGGAAAUAACCAAACUUCAAAUUCCACAUCUGAAGUCAAAGAUCUACUGGAACAGAAAAACAAUUUGACCAAGGAAGUGGCUGAACUUCAGAGACAGCUUCAACUGGAAGUUAAGAAUCAACAGAACAUCAAAGAAGAGAGAGACAGGAUGCGAGUAAACCUGGAAGAGCUCCGAAGCCAACACAACAAAGAGGUGGAGGAGAACUCCACGUUGCAGCAACGACUGGAAGAAAGUGAAGGGGAGCUCCGGAAGAACCUGGAGGAGCUGUUCCAGGUGAAGAUGGAACGGGAGCAGCAUCAGACUGAGAUCAGGGAUCUUCAAGACCAGCUCUCAGAAAUGCAUGAUGAACUGGACAGCGCAAAGCGAUCGGAGGACAGGGAGAAGGGGGCUCUGAUUGAGGAACUCUUACAGGCAAAACAGGAUCUUCAAGAUCUGCUGAUUGCCAAGGAGGAGCAAGAAGACCUCUUGAGAAAGCGAGAGCGUGAACUCACUGCCCUGAAGGGAGCCCUGAAAGAAGAGGUUUCCAGCCACGAUCAGGAGAUGGACAAGCUGAAGGAACAGUACGAUGCUGAGUUGCAGGCCCUGAGGGAGAGUGUGGAAGAGGCAACCAAGAAUGUCGAGGUCCUGGCCAGCAGGAGCAAUACUUCAGAGCAAGACCAGGUGGGGACCGAAAUGCAUGUGAAGCUUCUGCGGGAGGAGAAUGAGAAGCUGCAGGGGAGAAGUGAAGAGCUGGAGCGGAGAGUUGCUCAGCUUCAAAGGCAGAUCGAAGACAUGAAAGGCGAUGAAGCCAAGGCAAAGGAAACGCUCAAGAAGUAUGAGGGAGAAAUACGACAAUUAGAGGAGGCCCUUGUGCACGCCAGAAAGGAAGAAAAAGAAGCCGUGUCCGCCAGAAGGGCCCUGGAGAGUGAGCUGGAGGCUGCUCAGAGAAAUCUGAGUUGGACCACCCAGGAGCAGAAACAGUUGUCUGAGAAGCUGAAAGAGGAGAAUGAGCAGAAGGAGCAGCUAAGAAGGCUGAAGAACGAGAUGGAGAACGAGCGGUGGGACCUGGACAAGACCAUCGAGAAACUGCAGAAGGAGAUGGCAGACAUUGUUGAGGCCUCCCGCAUAUCGACCCUGGAGCUCCAGAACCAGCUGGAUGAGUACAAGGAGAAAAAUCGCAGGGAGCUUGCAGAAAUGCAAAGACAGUUGAAGGAGAAAACCCUGGAGGCAGAAAAGUUCCAACUGACAGCUAUGAAAAUGCAGGAUGAGAUGCGUCUGAUGGAGGAAGAGUUACGGGACUACCAGAGAGCUCAGGAUGAAGCACUCACAAAAAGGCAGCUUCUGGAGCAGACACUAAAGGACCUGGAGUAUGAGCUGGAAGCCAAGAGUCACCUCAAAGAUGACCGCAGCAGACUGGUCAAGCAGAUGGAGGACAAGGUAUCUCAACUGGAGUUGGAACUGGAUGAAGAAAGAAACAACUCAGAUUUGCUGUCUGAGAGGAUCAGUAGGAGCAGGGAACAGAUGGAGCAGGUGAGGAAUGAGCUACUUCAGGAGAGAGCCGCGAGGCAAGACUUGGAGUGUGACAAGAUUUCCCUGGAGAGGCAGAACAAGGACUUAAAGAGCCGGAUUGUCCACCUGGAAGGUUCCUACCGCUCCAGCAAAGAGGGGCUGGUUGUGCAGAUGGAGGCCAGGAUUGCAGAGCUGGAGGACCGCCUGGAGAGUGAGGAGAGGGAUCGGGCCAACCUGCAGCUCAGCAACCGGCGGCUGGAGCGGAAAGUGAAGGAGCUGGUGAUGCAGGUGGAUGAUGAGCAUCUGUCACUGACCGAUCAGAAGGACCAGCUGAGCUUGCGUUUGAAAGCCAUGAAGCGGCAGGUGGAGGAGGCGGAAGAGGAAAUCGACAGACUGGAAAGUUCUAAAAAGAAGCUGCAGAGGGAGCUGGAGGAGCAGAUGGACAUGAAUGAGCAUCUGCAGGGGCAGCUCAACUCCAUGAAGAAGGACUUAAGACUGAAGAAGCUGCCGAGUAAAGUGCUGGAUGACAUGGAUGACGAUGAUGACCUCAGCACGGACGGGGGAAGUCUCUACGAGGCGCCCCUGAGCUACACCUUCCCCAAGGACAGUACCGCCACCAGCCAGAUCUGAGUGCGCUCCCGGGCUGUGGAAGUGGCUGUCAUCCCUGCAGGAGCUGCAGCCACCCAUAGCAGGAGGCAGGGAGGGGAGCAUCUGUCUGCCACCGACACCGUUGCCACCAGUUUGCACAGCAUGCCAGUUCCUCAGUGUUACGUUCCUCUACAGGGUCUCUCAGUGGGUCUUCAACAGGGAGCUUUUGCGGUUUAAGACAUUCGGAUGCCUGAGGAACAGGAGCUACCACCUACUGGGGUGUUGUGAGAAACACACUUUGGCAGGCUGAGGUCACUGUUCCACAGUCACUAUUUCCAUUGCUGUCCCUGCCCACCCUCUCACUCCCCCUGCCCAGACAAAGGGUCCAGAAGGCUAGGUCUUAUUUAACAGCACUGUGCAGGGAGGAAACAGUAUAGAGCUUGUACAUAUUUUAAACCAGACCUUACGGACUGCUGCUGUUCUGUUUGGAAUGUGACGGAGGCUUUUAGGGCGGCUGGUUUGUAAAGUUCACGCACCUAUAUUGAGUAUUUUUUUUUUUUUUUUUUUGAGACGGAGUUUUAAUUUUGUU